AUGGAUGGCAGCACCUCCCCGACGGCGCUGCUCGCCUUCCUCGGCCCCAAGAUCCCCAUGAUGCUCAAGACGGCCCUCUUCCACAGCCUCUCGCUAUCGCACACGUCGUCGAAAUGGGACCUGCGCUCCGAACUCGUCGUCAAGGUCAUCCGCGCCGAGAUCUCCAGCCCCCGCCCCAUGUCCAUCACCCAGCAGCAGCAGCACGUCAACAAGAUCCACCCCGUCAAGGGCCCCACCUGGGUCAGCCGCGUCGCCAUGCCCGCCCCGCCCGAGGACGAUAUCCGCGCCGCCCUGCUGCAGGCCAUCGAGGACAUGAAGCAGGACGGCGACGAGGCGUACACGGUGCCCGAGCUGCGCCAAGUCGAGGCCGAGUGGCAAGGCCACCGCGCGGGCGUUCCCAAGGACGCGCCUGAGCCCAGCAACCUCUCAGAGGAGGAGAAAUACGCGCACAUGCUGAAGGAGGUGCACAGCGACGCCGUCGUCCUCUACUUCCACGGCGGCGCCUUCUACCUCCUGGACCCGUCGUCCCACCGCGCCACCACGACGAAAUACGCGCAGCAACUCGGCGGCGCCCGCGUCUUCUCCGUGCGCUACCGCCUCGCGCCGCAAAACCCCUUCCCCGCGGCGCUGCUGGACGCCCUGCUCGCGUACCUCAGCCUGCUGCACCCGCCACCAGGAUCGCUGCACGCGCCCGUGCCCGCCGACAAAAUCAUCGUCGCGGGGGACAGCGCGGGGGGGAACCUGGCGCUGGUGCUGACGCAGACGCUGCUGCAGCUGCGGCGCGCCGCGGGGGACAAAGUGCCGACGAUGAAAUUCCACGGCAAAGACGUCCCCGUCCCCCUGCCCGGCGCGCUCGCCCUCACCUCCCCCUGGACAGACAUCACGCGGGCCCUCCCCUCCAUCGCCGCAAACGCGCACUACGACUACCUGCCCCCACCGACUACCAGCAGCAGCGGCGCACGGUUCCCGCCGUGCGAAGCCUGGCCUACCAACCCACCCCGCGUGGAUCUCUACUGCGAGGGCAGCGCGCUGACGCACCCGCUGGUGUCGCCGCUGUCGGCGCCCGAUUGGGCGGACUGUCCGCCCGUGCUGUUUAUUGUCGGCGAGGAGAUGAUGGCGGAUGAGUCGAAGGUGCUGGCGCACCGCAUGGUGCGGCAGGGCGUCAGUGUCGUGUGGGGCCAGUAUGAGGCCAUGCCGCAUUGUUUUGCGCUCAUGCUGGAGGGGAACAGUAGUGCGGGCAGGGCGUUUGAGCAGUGGGCGGCGUUUGCGAGGAGUGUGGUGGGUGGGCAA
Molecule: messenger RNA, 1290 nt
Organism: Aplosporella prunicola CBS 121167
Lineage: Eukaryota; Fungi; Ascomycota; Dothideomycetes; Botryosphaeriales; Aplosporellaceae
Exons: 1
Molecular function (GO): hydrolase activity
Source: RefSeq, a predicted model, not a curated record